Messenger RNA from Prunus armeniaca (apricot), 828 nucleotides. NCBI's taxonomy places the organism in Eukaryota, Viridiplantae, Streptophyta, Magnoliopsida, Rosales, Rosaceae. The record is from the annotation of a GenBank genome assembly.
AUGCCGGCUUCGAGAAGCAUGGAUGAGAAUCUAGGAUUCCAGUCUGGACCUUCCAGACCAGGGCUGAAUCCCCCAUCAGUUCAAUUUGAGAAUGGAUUUUGUGAAGCUAGCUCAGGACUCAUCCGAGGUGGAUUGGGUGCAUAUGGAAAGAGAAUUUGUGGGUCAAGUUCUCAGUAUGUGCAAAGCAAUAUAUGCAAGUACUUCUCAGAUCCUCAAUACUACUUCCAAGUGAACGCUCACUAUGUCAGGAACAAACUGAAGAUAAUUUUGUUUCCAUUUCUGCACAGAGGGCAUUGGACGAGGAGAACGGAGCCAGUUGGAGGCAGGCUUUCUUAUAACCCUCCAAUCACUGACAUACAUGCUCCAGAUUUAUACAUUCCAUUCAUGACAUUUGCAACAUACUUGGUUCUUGCUGGCAUCUCACUAGGCCUCUCUGGGAAAUUUAGCCCGGAAGCCAUAAAUUGGCAGUUUGUGAAGGGGAUGGUAGGCUGGCUGCUUCAAGUGAUGCUGCUCAAGGCAUCGUUGUCUUCACUCGGGGGCGGAGAGGCACCUUUGCUGGACAUGAUAGCAUAUUCCGGUUACACUUUCACAGGGCUGUGUGUGGCUGUUCUAGGGCAAAUCACAUUGAGCUAUGCAUACUACUUGAUAAUCAUAUGGACAUCCAUGUGCUCAGGCAUCUUCCUGUUAAAGACAAUCAAGAUAACUUUGUAUGCUGAGCUCCAUAGUUAUGAUGCAAACAUGCAUCACUAUCUCUUGCUUGGUAUCGCAUUUUCACAGUUCCCGUUGAUUAUCUGGCUCAGCAACCCUACCGGCAAUUGGCUUUCCUGA